CCCCCACUCCAUCUCCACCUCAAGAGAGACAACAAAAAUCCACAAAGAGAAAUACCCAAAGGAAAAAGAAAAAGGAAAAGGAAAAAAAAGCUUUCAUUUUGCAAAAAUGGAGUUCCCAAUCAUCAACUUGGAGAAGCUUAAUGGUGAAGAUAGACCUUCCAUCUUGGCCAAAAUCAAAGAUGCUUGUGAAAACUGGGGUUUCUUUGAGGUAUUAAACCAUGGAAUAGAGCCAGAAUUUCUAGACAAAGUAGAGAAAUUAACAAAACAACACUACAAGAAAUGUAUGGAACAGAGAUUCAAAGAACAAAUAGCAAGCAAAGGCUUAAACGACGUCGUUUCAGAAGUCAACGAUGUUGACUGGGAAAGCACUUUCUUCCUCCGUCAUCUCCCUAUCUCCAACAUCGCCGAUCUUCCCGAACUAACUGACGAUUACAAAUCCUUAAUGAAACUAUUCGCUUCCAAAUUACAAAAACUCGCCGAACUCCUCCUCGAUUUACUCUGCGAAAAUCUCAACCUUCCAAAGUCCUAUCUCAAAAACGCUUUCCACGGAUCCAACGGCCCAACUUUCGGGACAAAAGUCAGUAACUACCCACCUUGUCCAAACCCAGAUCUAAUCAAAGGCCUCCGAGCCCACACCGACGCCGGCGGCAUAAUCCUCCUCUUUCAAGACGACAAAGUCAGCGGGUUACAACUCCUCAAGGACGGCGCGUGGGUCGACGUGCCACCGCUCCGCCAUUCAAUCGUCGUAAACAUCGGCGAUCAAUUGGAAGUAAUUACAAAUGGUAAAUACAAAAGCGUUCUGCACAGAGUGAUUGCACAGCCGGAAGGGGAAGGCAGAAUGUCAUUAGCGUCGUUCUACAAUCCGGGGAGUGACGCCGUGAUAUUUCCGGCGCCGAGUUUGGUGGAGAAAGAGGCGGCGGAGAAAAAUGAAAUAUACCCAAAAUUUAUAUUUGAAGAUUACAUGAAGCUUUAUGCAGGGCUGAAGUUUCAAGCAAAGGAGCCGAGAUUUGAAGCUAUGAAAGCUAACAAUGUUAACUUGGCCGGUCCAAUUGCAACCGUUUGAAUUUCCUUAUUAUUAUUAUUAUUAUUUUAAAGCAUUUUUAUUUUAAUUUGUAUGUGUGUUUGUGUGUUUUUAUGUAUGAAUGUUAUGGUUUAAUUUGAGUAUGAAAUGAGGGAAAUGGUAUGUAAUGAAGAUUUAUUUUACUGUUUGUUUGUUGUUAUGAGGAAUCACAUGCCAUUAUUGGAUUAAUCGGUAUAUUUUAUAAUAUAUAUAGAAUAUACCAAAUUAUCAUC
This is a messenger RNA of Benincasa hispida (wax gourd), 1293 nucleotides long. RefSeq names its product 1-aminocyclopropane-1-carboxylate oxidase. Lineage: Eukaryota; Viridiplantae; Streptophyta; Magnoliopsida; Cucurbitales; Cucurbitaceae. The record is from RefSeq and is a predicted model, not a curated record.